This is a messenger RNA of Melanotaenia boesemani (Boeseman's rainbowfish), 3695 nucleotides long. It is a transcript of the gene znf653, whose product is annotated as zinc finger protein 653. Gene Ontology annotation, molecular function: transcription coregulator activity. Gene Ontology annotation, cellular component: nucleus. The record is from RefSeq and is a predicted model, not a curated record. The coding region runs from base 2 to 2056 and encodes 684 amino acids. NCBI's taxonomy places the organism in Eukaryota, Metazoa, Chordata, Actinopteri, Atheriniformes, Melanotaeniidae. The transcript is spliced from 10 exons. Gene Ontology annotation, biological process: regulation of transcription by RNA polymerase II.
AAUGUGCCUCUGUUUAGCUGACAAGCCCAUUGUCAGAAAAACACACGCAGAAACAACAUUUUCUUCGGUGCUUCCGGUGAGGCUUGAUACAACUUCCGGAAUGUUGAUUAUCACAUCAGCUGUUAAUGCCAAGAUGGCGUAUCGCCCGGCUGACAGUCCCCAGGGCGACAACCAAGCAGGGGACCUAGGUGUUUUGAGGCGUUGCAGGGGACGUCCAAGGCUAACAGACUCCGACCGAGCACAGAGACGUCUGGAGUCCCGGAAGAAGUACGAUGUGAGGAGGGUGUACCUCGGAGAAGCGCACAAGCUGUGGAGCGAGCUCCGCAGACGGACCAGUCUGAGCGAUGCUGGGCUGGCAGAGUAUCUCAUCCUGCUUAACGCCACGUACGGAGAAAAAUAUCAGCAAAAAUACUGCGGGAAGAAAUCUGAAUCAGAGAUCUCAGGAAUACAGAAAAGAAGUAGAAAGCAGAGCGUGUCCACCCUCCACAGUCUUGUGUGUUGGUACCAGGAGCACAAGUGCUCCUGCCCCCAUGAACCCCAGCUCAGAGCACUGCAGCCCAAGGCCAACUUCUCCACCGCUGCUGUCUGGCAGUGUGACUCCAACCAUUCCUUUGUGCAGUACCUUUUCUCACCACUCAGGGAGGCAAGUGACUCUGAGCAUGAGGUGAGAGGAAGCGAGGACAGUGAUGGAGAGGCUGCAGCCAAAACAGACAUACUGCUGGCUAAAAGCACAGUGGGGCAACAGAGAAGGAAAGAGGCACACAGGAAGUUCAAAGAUGUUGGAGAAAAUGUGUGUGAGGAACAGCAAGCAGCUGUGAGCCAGAGGGAGGAAUUUACAACUCUAAACCACCAGCCCGUUACAGAGGCCCCUUCCAGAGAUGCUACGCCUACAGGACAGCCUGUGUGGGAGAUGGAGAUGAUGCAGCAGGAAGGUGUCCUCACAGGAGCGCUGCACACCAUUCCUGCAGAGGAUCUGAGGCAAGGCAAGGAUGGAGACGAAGGAGAGAAACUCGGAGAAGAAGAACAAGAGGUCAGCUCUGUCGGGCACGAUUACGAGUGCAUGACGCCGUCCUUAGCCGAUGAGCUGGAGAAGCCGGAUGAGGACUUGGUUUUGUCGCAGAGUUUAAAUGAUUCUGCCCCACUGGGAGCUCAGCUAGAGCUGACGGUCCCACCGGCCCUGCAGCCACGAGAGCCGGCUGAACUGUUCAACCCUCAGACAAUGCAGACGGUGAUGACUGGCUGUGAGAUUCCUGACCAGAGGACGGCUUUAGAGGGCUCACAGUUGAUAAUCAUCACUGGCCCCAGUUAUGAGGCUUUGGCAUCAGAAGGAAUCCAGCUCAACUUGGGCAGUGGAAAUGUGGAGGAAGUCACCUGCUCCAUCAUCGGGGGUCCCGCCUACAACCAGAUCUGCGCACCUGACUCAAAAGUCAGAACAGCUGAGGAUGAAGACUCCAUGACAGGCUUGACUGACAAACAGCUGCUGCAGCCUGCUGUUGAUACGUUGGAGCUGAGCAGCAGCAGACAGCUGCAGAGGUGUCUGAGCAGUGUCAGGUCAAAGAGAAGCAAACGAGGCCCCGUCAUUGAGGCUGAUGGGAUGCUCAAGAUGUUCCACUGUCCAUAUGAAGGCUGCAGUCAGGUUUAUGUAGCCAUUAGCAGCUUCCAGAAUCACGUCAAUCUAGUUCACCGGAAGGGCAGGACCAAGGUUUGUCCUCAUCCUGGCUGCGGGAAGAAAUUUUACCUGUCAAACCAUCUGCACCGUCACAUGAUCAUCCAUUCAGGCGUCAGAGAUUUCAUCUGUGAGACAUGUGGGAAAUCAUUUAAACGCAAGAAUCAUCUGGAGGUUCAUAGACGGACACACACAGGAGAAACACCACUCCAGUGUGAAAUCUGUGGCUAUCAGUGUCGCCAGCGAGCGUCGCUCAACUGGCACAUGAAGAAACACACUCCAGAGGCCUACUACAACUUCACCUGCGACUUCUGCGACAAGCGCUUCGAGAAGCUGGACAGCGUUAAAUUCCACAAGCUGAAGAGCCACCCGGACAAGCAGGUGACAUGAAGCAUCGCGAGCCCAUCAGAUGGACCAGGAAGACUACCAGAGACCCUCCUUUACUGUGUUCGUCACAGCGCUCGCAUGCAGGAUGAUACAAACAUCAUCGCGGUUCACGCGAGGCAGAAGUCUGGCGGUGUAACAGCUGUGCAGGACACAAGCUGUCAGAGUAGAGGACAAAUCAACGUGGGUAACUUAGUCUGUGUCUGUUAACUGAACCAAAGCUAUAACAACAGCAUCAUCAGCUAACUUAUCUUUGUAAAGGGAGCAGCUGUUGCUCUGCUUUCUAUCACUGAGUGUUGCUUGUAUCCAGUCGUGUCACUUUGAAGAGGUGGUCAAACCAACAUGGCUAAUGCGCAGGAGUGUUGCAAGACAUUGCGUCUGAGUCUUUUCACAGUAAAGUUUGCACGUUAGAUAACUUUAAAAAAGUGAUGACACAUAUCCAAGAAAUAUGUAAUCCUUAAAUUGGAGACGUAAGCGUCAGCUCGGCUCUCCGUUACCUCAAACUAACUGGUGCUUCAGCCGAGCUUCUACAGCCAAGUCGAUAAAAACAUGGAAAAUCCUGGAAGUCUGUAACUUUUUGGGAUUAAGACCCUUCAUUUGAAAUCCUGAAGUUUCUGCUUGUUCAAUUACACAUUUAUAUAUUUUUAUACGUUGGGUGAUAACAAAUCUCAGCUGGCUGUUUUCACUCUAUCAUGGCCUAGAUUCUUUGUGGGAGCCCAGUCUACACCAUCUUCUUCACAACAGUCACGAGGACGUCCUGCUGAAUGAAGCAAAGACAUUAGCUCGUGUUAAACUGAGCCCAACUCGCGUCUUAUCAGCUUAGAAAUUCAAAUAAGAACGGCAGCUAUGGCUUUUAUCAGCCUAUGAAAUUUAAUUUAUCCACAACAAGGGAGAAGUUUACAAAAGAAGGACCCUAACCAGCUCCCAACACAAACCUCAGAAGUUAGGUUUUUUUCAACAUCUCAUAAAAUUUUUGCCUUGCUCUCCUGUUUUUAUGGCUUCCCAAGAAACCCUGAAUUUGCAUAGAAUCGCUAGAGGCAUUUUCUUGUGAUCAAGAACAGGUUUGCCACACACACAAUGAGCUGGGUUGACCACAUGUCAGGCACAGCUUACGAGGCGGAUGACGUCAUGUGGGUGCAAGCCGUUUCCUCCUUCUGUGAUGACGCCACCUCAGAGUUCAGGCUCCUUUCAGAGGUAAUAAACCUCCCUGCAGCCUUGGACUGUGUUCUGCAGUUUCUAUUUACCUGUUUAAAAAUAGGGAAAAAUUAUGCUGUGGUCAUUUGUUUCUCCUUCCUUUGAUGCACAACCAUGAGAGAUUACUGAUAACAAACCAAUGUGGUGGGUUCAUGUUAAUACAUAACAGAGAGACUGACUCAAGUUUGACGUUUGGUUUUAGCAUCAUGCUGCUCGGGCUGCUUUAAGGUUUAAAUUCAAAAUGAAUAUUUGUUGUUCUGUUUAGCUGAAAGUUCUUCCUUUUCUUUAUUGUUUUUUUCUUUUUUUAAUCGGUUUUUGUCGUAACUCGCAGGCAUGAACAAGAAAACAAGAGAGUUUGAUGUGAUAGUUCUCAGGAAAACUCACCUCCCUCGUUUUGUUUCCCUUUCUGUUGUUCCGUUUGUCUCUAAGUAAACACAUUUUUCCCUCUUAA